GGGAUACGUGGCCCGUGGUUCUAUGCGAUAGAUGUGUGUUGUUUAUAUUUUUUAUUAUCGAAUUUCACCAAAAAAUUGAAAAGAAGCCAUUGCUAGGCUUCAUUCAGUAUGAUGAAUCCACAGUAUCUGCCACCAGGGCAGAAUAAUAAUGCACCAAAUAAUCCACUAGGCUUCCCACCAACAUCUCAAGAAUAUAAUGGUGUCCAAAAUGCUAACAUUUACAGCCAAAUACCACCCAAUGGACCCCAGAUGGAUAUGUCUCAAAAGAUGCAGAGUCUUAAUUUAAAUGGACCACAAGGGCAAUCCAAUAUCCCCACAUCCCAAUUGCCACCUGGACAAUUUCCUCCUUCAAACUUCCCACCAACAUCGAACUACAGCAGUCAAUUGCCACCAGGUAUGAAGCCUUUAGGUCAGCAAAGCAGACCUCCUGUAAGCAGUACUCCACAGCAAUUUCCACCAUCCAUGAAUCAAACUGUGCCUCAUUCCUCUGCAUCAGGACAAAUGCCCCAGUCGCAUAACUUUGGUCAACCUCCAAUGCAGCAGGCUCCACCAAACUCUCAACCUCAAGGACCACAGAGUUCUCAACUUGGGCCCCCAUCUUCCAUGGUGAAAGGUGGACAACCACAAAUGGGUGGUCCUCCCCAAGCGGGUUACCAAGGUCCACCACCUUCAAGUCAACCUGGUUCACAACCACAACAAAUGCGAGUUUCGACUCAACCUGGCAUGCAACAACCUAAUUCAUCUGCAUCUGGACCUGGUUUUCCACCAAAUCGCGGACCACAAACUGGCGUAGGUGGUGGACCACAACAGCAAGGGCAAAUGUCUGGCUUACCUCCGCAACCAAUGCCUGGACAAGGAACCCCAACAAGUCAACCUAGCUUUUCACAGGCCGGAUCAACGUCUAGUCAUACGGGAUUGCCUCCUCAACCUGGAAUGGUGCCUCAGUCAAAAUUACCUCAGCCCGGUUCAGCUGGUUCGCAAGGUGGCAUUCGACAUCAACAAAAUGAUAUACUUAGUCAACCUGGACCACCUGGUAUUUCGCAUCAACCAAUUAUAAGUCAACCUGGUCUAUCUUCUCAACCUGGCUUGCAUUCGCAAUCAAGAAUACCACAACAUCCUGGAAUGCAACCACAGCCUGGCAUGCCACCCCAACAUGGUAUGGGAUCUCAAUUUGGCAUGCAACCUCAGCCGGGCAUGCUACCACAACCUGGAAUGCCACCCCAACCUGGAAAACCACCUCAACCUGGUAUGCCACCGCAACCUGGGAUGCCACAGCAACCUGGUAUGCCACCACAACCGGGCAUGCCACCACAACCGGGCAUGCCACCACAACCUGGUAUGCCAUCACAACCCGGUAUGCCACCGCAACCUGGUAUGCCACAGCAACCUGGUAUGCCACAGCAACCUAGCAUGCCACCACAACCUGGUAUGCCAUCACAACCUGGUAUGUCACAUCAACCUGGUAUGCCACCACAACCAGGCAUGCCACCGCAACCGGGCAUGCCACCGCAACCUGGUAUGCCAUCACAACCUGGUAUGCCACCGCAGCCUGGAAUGCAACCGCAACCUGGAAUGCCUUCACAACCAUCUUCACAAUAUAAUCAGUACCAAACAAUGCCCGGCUUACCACAUAUGCCGCCGCCACUAAGCCAGCAGAGACAGUUUCCAGCAGCCCCAGGAACUCAGCCUGGAUAUAAUGCCCAAUAUUCUGGCAUGCCACCAAUACCACCACAACAACAACAAAUGGGCGCGCAAGGCUACCCACCGUUCCCGGGCCAGCAACCAAGUUACAACCCGCAAUAUCAGCAACCACCGCAGAAACGCCUCGACCCUGAUCAGAUGCCUAGCCCAAUCCAAGUUAUGGCAGAUGAUCAGCAAAAUCGUGGAGGAGUUUUUGUCACCAAUGAAAAGGGGCUGGUCCCGCCCUUAGUUACGACUGACUUUGUUGUUGACGACAAGGGCAAUGCCAGUCCGAGGUAUAUUAGAAGUUCGAUGUACAGUGUGCCCGUCACUGCAGACCUCUUGAAACAGACCUCUAUGCCAUUCUGCUUAGUUAUUUCACCAAUGGCCGAGACAGUGGGAACGGAACAAGAACCACCCGUACUUGAUUUUGCAGCCCUAACCGGUUCACCAAACAUGGGUCCUGUCCGUUGCAGUCGGUGCAAAGCCUACAUGUGUCCCAAUAUGAAGUUCAUAGAUGCGGGCAGGCAUUUCAAAUGUGCUUUCUGUAAAGCCACAACUGAAGUGCCGAUGGAGUACACGCAGUACAUCAACAGCAUGCAGCAGUACGGUCGCGUGCCGGCGGAGAUGGCGCUCGGGGCCUACGAGAUCGUCGCCACCAAGGAAUACUGCAGGAACAACACCUUACCAAAUCCUCCAGCGGUUGUAUUUGUCAUCGAUGUUUCAUACAACGCCAUCAAAAACGGUUUAGUGCAGACAAUAUGCGAUAACGUUUUGGAUAUUAUUGAGGCGAUGCCAAAGGACGAACAAACAGGCAAGAGUUGGACUCGUGUCGGUUUCAUAACAUACAGCACCACUGUACACUUUUAUAACAUCAAGGGUACACUCGCUCAACCGCAAAUGCUGUCAGUGGGUGACGUAGGUGACAUGUUCGUACCCCUUCUAGAAGGGUUCCUCGAGAGGCCAGAAGACAGCGGUCCAGUCCUGCAAGCUCUUCUGCAACAGUUGCCCGUCAUGUUCGAAAACAACAAAGAAACCGAGACGAUACUCUUACCAGCCGUGCAGGCUGGCUUAGAAGCUCUAAAAGCAGCCGACACGUCCGGCCAACUUCUAGUGUUCCACACCAGUCUUCCAACUUUCAAUGCUCCCGGAAAACUAAUCAAUAGAGAAGACAGGAAAUUGCUGGGUACUGAUAAGGAGAAACAAAUAUUAUCGCCGCAGACGACGGCGUACAACGAGCUCGGGCAGGCGUGCUCGGCGGCCGGCGUGUGCGUGCAGCUCUACGUGUGCAACAACUCGUACGUGGACGCAGCCACGCUGGGGCAGCUGCCCAGGCUCACCGGCGGGCAGCUGCACAAGUACACAUACUUCACGGCGGACGCGGACGGCGCGCGGCUGGCGUGGGACGUGCGGCGCGCCGUGUCGCGCGCGGCGGCGCACGACGCCGUCAUGCGCGUGCGCACCUCCACCGGCGUGCGCGCCACGGACUUCUUCGGACACUUCUUCAUGUCCAACACCACCGACGUCGAGCUCGCUGCCAUAGACUCCGACAAGGCGGUGGGCGUGGAGGUGAAGCACGACGACAAGCUGACGGGCGAGGACGGCGUGUACGUGCAGGCCGCGCUGCUGUACACGCACCGCAGCGGCCAGCGCCGCCUGCGCGUGCUCAACCUGGCGCUGGCGGUGGCGCAGCAGCUCGCCGACGUCUACCGCUCCGCGGACCUCGACACCUGCGUCAACUUCCUCACCAAGCAGGCGGUGUGGGCGCUGCGCGAGGCGGGCCCGCGCGCGGUGCGCGAGGGGCUGACGGCCCGCUGCGCGCGCUCGCUGGCGGCCUACCGCCGGCACUGCGCGUCGCCGUCGUCGGCCGGCCAGCUGGUGCUGCCCGAGUCCAUGAAGCUGCUGCCGCUGUACACGAGCUGCGUGCUGCGCUCGGACGCCGUGGCGGGCGGGCCCGACCUCACGUGCGACGACCGCUCGUGCGCCAUGUACCGCGCGCUGACGGCCGACGUGUCGCUGUCGCUGGCCUACACCUACCCGCGCCUGCUGCCGCUGCACGCGCUGCCCGCCGCGCAGCCGCAGCCGCUGCGCGCCUCCAUCGACAAGAUGUCGGACCAGGGCGUCUACCUGCUCGAAAACGGAGUCCACAUGCUCAUCUGGGUGGGGUCGCAGGCGCCCGCGGAGUUCGUGCGCGACGUGUUCGGCGUCAGCUCCGCGCAGCACGUGGAGGCGCACGUGUGCGAGCUGCCCGAGCUCGACACGCCGGCCGGCCGCGCCGCGCGCGACCUCGUGCGCGCCGUGCGCCGCCAGCGCCGCAGCGCCAUGCGGUUAACGGUAAUGCGCCAACACGACAAGCUGGAGACGGUGCUACGUCACUUCCUGGUGGAGGACCGCGGCGUGGACGGCAGCUCGUCCUACGUGGACUACCUGUGCCACAUACACAAGGAGAUCAGGUCGCUGCUAUAGCACGACUGACUCGAGACCUCAACGUUUAACGACUUAUAUACGCGCUUCCUAGAACUCGUUACAGGUAUAUAAACGGUUGAUUGGUCAAUAUAAUAACGGAAGAGGUCAUGCAUUAAAAAAUUAAUUGAAAUAUUAGACAAAGUUACGGUACGUGGUAAUCUUAUCACGCAUGUGAAUAAAGCAAAGAUUUGUAAAUGGUUGUUAGUAGUUACAUUCUAUGUAUGGACAGCAAAAAAAAAUAAAUGUAUUUAUUUGUAACCUAUAUUAAUAAUGCAAUGAGAUUAAUUAGUGUUCGUUUUAACGUUGUUAAAUAAGGUUACGUAAGUAAACAAACAAAUUUUGUUUCGAAUAAAUAUUUAGACUCAAAUUGUGUAAUAUAGAACAGAGAUACUAACAGCGAGCGUGUGAAAUGCAAUGAGUUCGGCGACCAUUUAUAAAACUUUUUUUUAUUAGCCCAGGUCUUAAAUAAUGAGGAUAUACUGUGACUUAAUUUGUUAAGUUCCUUGUGUGUGUACACUGGCUCACUUAAAUCUGUCUACGACCAGUUUGCAAAUGUACUUCUAUUGUUUAACUGUUAUGUGGAUAUGUGUGCAAAAAUGCUGGAUCAAAUAGUCUAUAAUGGAGAUUUAAUGGUUAUAGUGAUAAGCACUGUCUGUGCGAGGAAUUUUAUAAUUGGUGUUUGUUUAUAUUUGUGUAUAAAGGCGGAAAGUAAACAGUCGAUAUAUCAAUCCUUUUCUAGCUUAUAAAGUUAGAAUAGGAUGGUAAUAUAUUUUUUUUUUGGUUACGAAUAAAUUAAAAAAAAACAAACGAACGAUAAUUUGAUUUAUAAAAUAAAAUUAACAAUAAUAAUAUCUUAACUUCCAUUACAAACGAUUGAGAUAAACCUUUGCACACAAUUUGGUACUGUCGACAAAACAAUAUUUCAUUUAAUUUUAUACAUUGAUUUAAUAAACAUUAAUAUUAACUUACUAGAUUUGAAUAAUUGAUUCCAACUCACUACAAGUAUUAUUGUGAAGCGUGUGUUGUCUUUUAUCGAUAAUAGAUAAUCUGUAACUCCAUUAUUUUAAAUAGAUUGCCAAAAUAUAAGAUUUACUUAUAAUAAUGUAAUAAUUUAAAAGUUCCAAGUGUACUUUUAGCGCUUAUAUAAAGUCGUUAAACGUUGACACAAUACCGUGUCGAAAUGAACUCGUUAUAAUAAUUCCGUAUCGUGUGACGAUCAUAUUGAGUGAAUUGUUUAUGUGAAAAGUAUAUGAUGUUAUUUUAUAUCAUGUACGUUGGGUUGUAUUGUUGAACGGGCUGUUGAUAAAAUUAAUUAUAUUAUUUAAUAUUUAUGAUGUAAGUUUUGUUUCCGGUUUUUGAAAAUUUUUUUUUUUUUUUAGAAUAGGAAGGUGGACGAGCAUAUGGGCCACCUGAUGGUAAGUGGUCACCAAACGCCCUUAGACAUUGGCAUUGCAAGAAAUGUCAACCAUCGCUUAUAGCCAAUGCGCCACCAACCUUGGGAACUAAGAUUUUAUGUCCCUUGUGCCUGUAAUUACACUGGCUCACUCACCCUUCAAACCGGAACACAACAAUAUCAAGUAUUGCUGUUUUGCGGUAGAAUAUCUGAUGAGUGGGUGGUACCUACCCAGACGGGCUUGCACAAAGCCCUACCACCAGUAGUGUUUUUAAUCUGAAUUCUAAUUGGUCGAUAUAUACUUAUGACGCAAUAAAUGACCAAUGAGCGUUCAGUGUUUUUUAAUUGAUUAUUUAAAAAAAAUAAUUAGUAAUAUCAUUUAUGAGUUAAAACUUUGGAAAGGCGAAAAUUGUAUGAAUGACAAAAAAACCUUAUUUCUAAACUCAUAUUAGUAUGUAUGGAUCAAAUUUUAUAUCUCAAUUUGAAUUAGUUCCACUCAAACUUUUCGUACCAAAAUAUUAUAAAAAUAUUGGAUUUUUUUUUAACUUAAUUAUUCUUUAUGUGAAACUUUUAAUGUCAACAGUAGCAAUAUCUAAAAUAUAUCUAUCUCUUUCAGACGUCUCGCAUAAUUAUUACUUAAAUGUAAUGUAUUUUAUUAAUAGCCUUAGGACUUAAUAUUAAAAUUAUACAUGGAUUGAACAAUCUUGCUCUUCAAUGUACAUUGCUUAAAAUAAAGGAAAUAUAUAAUUUUCAAGUGUCAAAUUAUCUAAGAACAAUAAAGAUUGUGAAUGUUGGAGAUUAAAAAAAAAAAAAUUGACUGUUUGUGUAACGACCAAGAAUAUAUACGGUUAUAAUGAAAACUUAUAUUAUAUUUUUCUAUUAUAAUUUUAUUCUGACAAAAUUUCCAUUAUAAGUAUAGGUAUUAUUCACACUGCUAUGGUUUUAUACUGUUUAAAAAAAUUAUGUAAUGCUAUCAUCUUUUAUUGUUGUACGCAAUAAGUAUAUAAAUAUUUAGUCUGUUAGUAUGUAUGUAUAUUGUAUACUUAGUCUUAAUUAUAUAGUUAACUGAUUUGAUUGUAACGGAGUGUAAAUAAAUAUAUUGGCAU
Molecule: messenger RNA, 6645 nt
Organism: Nymphalis io (European peacock)
Lineage: Eukaryota; Metazoa; Arthropoda; Insecta; Lepidoptera; Nymphalidae
Gene: Sec24CD
Product: protein transport protein Sec24C
Exons: 17
Coding region: 109-4146 (1345 amino acids)
Biological process (GO): endoplasmic reticulum to Golgi vesicle-mediated transport; COPII-coated vesicle cargo loading; intracellular protein transport
Cellular component (GO): endoplasmic reticulum exit site; COPII vesicle coat
Molecular function (GO): zinc ion binding; SNARE binding
Source: RefSeq, a predicted model, not a curated record